Messenger RNA from Heterobasidion irregulare TC 32-1, 786 nucleotides. RefSeq lists its product as uncharacterized. The annotation marks the transcript as partial. The transcript has a single exon. Lineage: Eukaryota; Fungi; Basidiomycota; Agaricomycetes; Russulales; Bondarzewiaceae. The record is from RefSeq and is a predicted model, not a curated record.
AAUAGCUCACACCCACGACGCAUGGCACCGGCUCCAGGGAGCACUGGUGCCGCCUCACUAUCAAUUGCCUCUACCUCUUCCACAUUGGCCUCUGUCUCUACCUUUAUCUCUGCUUCCGCCUCUUCUACUUCCUCUGCUUCUACUUGGUACAGUCAACUUGCAUUCAUUCUUCCGUUUCUAUUUAUCAUCAUCGGUAUCUUCAUUCUCAUGAUCAGCAUCUUCCUAACUAUCCUCUAUCGCGCACGCCGUCGGAAUCCUCCAGUCAAGCGUCUACUCCCCACAGCCCCACGAGCGUUGUUACUACAGAAGAAACUCUCGAAAGGCCGACCAGCACAGCGUCACAAGGGGAGAAUGGACCCUUUCACCACGAUUGCCGCUCUGUCCGCACAGUCUGCGUUACUUGCCUGUGCCCCGAUCAAGUUUCCAUGCAAUCCGAGGAAAACGGAAAAGUCCCGUGGCUGGUCGCGCGCCAUGUCGACGAUGUCUAUGGACUUCGUGUGCAGGGGCAUGUCAUGGAGCCGGUCGACCGCGGGCGUGUCGAAUCAUGGAAGUCGGUUUAGUGCCAUGGGUUCAAAUGCAUCCAGAUCUUCGAUGUCCAUCCAGGAAGUCGGUCAGCAGAGGGAGAUUUUGGAAGUUGAGAGUCGAGAGCGACGUUCGAGUGAACCACUGCUGGACGAGGGUUCGUUCAGUCGUAGUGGGCUGGGAUAUACCCUUCGCUUGACGGACGGGCUGGAUGACGACAUGUCACGCGCGGGAUGGUUGGAUCUAUUGAUGAGGGACGAAUUG